AUGGGGUUUUGGGUGCACUUGGAAGUGUUGGGUUUGGGAUUGGAGAGAGCACUGGGGAAAGUGAAACAAAUUGUUGGGUCUACUCUUUCGAAUUCAAAGGAGAAUGGGUUUGCUCUUGUUACCAAUUUUGUGUCAGAUAAGUCAGCAAGGGAGUAUGCAAAGAUGUAUAAAGAAGAUGGCCUUACAGGUGGUCAUGCGAUCAUGCUUGGAGCUGACCCUUUGAGCAGAGCUGCAACCAUUGAAGGUCUGCAUGCCUAUCCUAGUGGGUCUAUGAUUGCCUUCUUAUUCUUGUAG
Prunus armeniaca (apricot) is the source of this 294-nucleotide messenger RNA. Lineage: Eukaryota; Viridiplantae; Streptophyta; Magnoliopsida; Rosales; Rosaceae. The record is from the annotation of a GenBank genome assembly.